Messenger RNA from Saccoglossus kowalevskii, 3140 nucleotides. Its product is annotated as ectonucleoside triphosphate diphosphohydrolase 4-like. The record is from RefSeq and is a predicted model, not a curated record. Lineage: Eukaryota; Metazoa; Hemichordata; Enteropneusta; Harrimaniidae. Gene Ontology annotation, molecular function: GDP phosphatase activity; ribonucleoside triphosphate phosphatase activity; UDP phosphatase activity. Gene Ontology annotation, biological process: UDP catabolic process; CTP metabolic process. Gene Ontology annotation, cellular component: membrane; Golgi apparatus.
CGAUAUUAGUGGAUGUUGUCAUUUCGUUAUCUGUGUUGUGUGUGUUGCUUUGCGAAUAAUAUCACCGGCAGAGGGCAAUUCCAAUUUAACAACACGUGUGAACCAUACACGAUGUACGCGUAAUUACUACUACCCUAUUGGAAUUGUUUUAUCUCUUCGAUUGCAGUAAAAAUAAGCAACAUAUGGAAUCAUUAAGAAGUUGACGAAUCUCAGAGGAAUUGCAAUUUUAAGGGCUCUCCAGACUUUACCAAAACGACGUAGAUAGUCUUAAGCCAUAGUUGACGUGGAAUAGAUCUUCCCAAAUCCGACUAUUUCAUUUAUUUUUGAAUUGUGCUUUGACUACGAUCCGCCAUAAUACAUCGUCACGUGGCAAGAAGAGGCGAAUAUGAACUGUCGGUACGUCGCCGGAAACGCCAGCCAUCGAUCAUAGCCUAUAUAUGGCAAGAAUGUCCUUUCCUUCACUCCCUGCAACAUGGCAUAUCAAGUUGAAUGGCUACAACAAAAAAUUCACCGUCUUUCUUCUUGGGCUUUGCUUUGUUGGAAUUGUUGCACUGAUCCUCAUCGUUGAAAGUCACAAACUGGGCAUGGAUGACAGCUAUGAGAGAUAUGCCAGCAAAUACACUCAUGCGGAAGCUACAGAUAUCACUGACCCCAACUUGUUUUUUGGCAUUGUGAUCGAUGCUGGUAGUAGUGGGACAAGGGUGUUUGUUUAUUUUUGGCCACGUCACACAGGAAAUUCCAAUGAGUUGCUUCAGAUUCAACAAAUGAGAGAUAAAGACAGAUCACCUGUAGUCAAGAAAAUCAAACCUGGACUUUCUACUCUCGCUGAAAAUCCUUCAGAAGCCAAUGUUUAUCUACGCCCAUUACUGCAAUAUGCAGCUGAUCAUAUACCACGCAUGAAACAUCAAGAAACACCGUUAUAUGUUCUCGCAACCGCAGGAAUGCGAAUGCUGCCUGAAAGCCAACAAAAUGCAAUUUUAGAUGAUAUUCGAAAAGAUGUCCCAAAGGAAUUUAAUUUCUUGUUUGCUGAAACCCAUACUGAAGUGAUCACUGGGAAGGAGGAGGGAGUCUAUGCUUGGAUUGGCAUUAAUUUUGUUCUUGGACGAUUUGACCACACAGAUGAUGAUGUGCCGAUAAUGGCUGUGGACGUGCCGGGUGCAACCAAUAAAACUCCAAUGCUGCGUAAAAGAACAGUAGGUGUACUUGAUAUGGGAGGCGGUUCAGCGCAGAUAGCAUACGAAGUACCCUCAACUGAGGAAUUGGCAAAGUCCUUGUUAGCCGAAUUCAACCUUGGCUGCGAUACACACGAGACGGAGCAUGUGUACAGAGUUUAUGUGACCACCUUUCUGGGUUAUGGUGCAAAUGUUGCUAGAGAGAGAUAUGAAAAAAACAUUGUUAAUAAUACCAAGCAUGGGAAUAUUGUUGGAGGAACCGCAGAGAAACCUAUCUUGGAUCCUUGCUUACCUCAGGAAAUGCCGGAUGAAAUUACAGAUGAUAAUGGAAAAGUGUACUAUUUGAAGGGGACAGGGAACUUUGCUAAGUGCAGACAGGCUGUGCAGGCACAGUUGGAUCUUUCUGUCCCUUGCCAAAAAGAACCUUGUUCUAUCAAUGGGGUAUAUCAACCCACUAUGGACUUCUUGAACAGUGAAUUCUACGGUUUUUCAGAAUUCUGGUAUUCCAUGGAGGAUGUGCUCCGAAUGGGGGGACCAUAUAAUUAUUAUACUUUUACAAAAGCUGCACAGCACUUCUGUGCAUCUAAAUGGUCUUUGCUGGAAGAGCACCAUAAAAAAGGACUCUACCUCAAGGCUGAUGAACACCGAUUCAAGUACCAGUGUUUUAAAUCAGUCUGGAUGGUGGCUAUUCUGCAUGAUGGUUUUAAAUUUCCUGAAAACUAUCACAAUUUACGUACUGCAAGUUUAAUUCAUGACAAAGAGGUUCAAUGGACCCUGGGAGCUAUACUGUUCAGAACCAGGUUCCUGCCUUUACGUGAAAUGCAAGAAGGUAUUUUUCAACGAGGUUACAAACCGCCAUGGAUGCGUGCUUCAGUGGUGUCCAAUCAAUACUUGCUCAUUGUAUGCUUUGUUGUCGUUCUUGCCGCUAUCUUACUGUAUAUAGGAAGACUGCGAAAACUUGGCUUCCUGUCGUCACAGCUAACACGUGUGCCAACAAUGGCUUAUUUCAUGACUGAGGAAGGACAGGUACAAGAAGGAAUUGCCGAACAAAAAUAUUAUGGUUACAGCUAAUGAUAACUUUUUAAUUAGACUGAAUUUUAGCAGCCAGUUAAACAAUAAGGUGAUUCCACCGAAUACAAUGCAUAUAUAUUUUUAAUUCUAAACUGGCAACAUUCAGAAAGUACAUGUAUAUAUAUAUAUAGUCCUAUGAUAUACAAUUCCCCGUUCCUGAAUUACCAUCAGACAUAAUGUAAUUUUAUUUGCGCAUGUGUAACCUACCUUAGCAACGGACAAAAAUAUAUAAAAAAUCAAAAUAACAUCGGUAGACAUGCAACCUGGAAGAUAAAGAAAGCUGAGUGAGUGAUGUGUGGGUAGAAACGAGAACAGCUAGAAGACUUUUUAAGAUAGCUGAAAAACGUGGAUUUCCAGUUGACAAAGAAGAUUUGAUGACGAUUUGUGUAUCACAGAGUAUAUGACCGUGGUGUAUUUUUCAACUCCCAAAAUACGUGCAAAAAGUAUGAAAAUACUAUGCUAUAGCUAUAAAUAAUUUGCAUGCUCAUUGCUUAAGCAGAAUUGUGUGCUAAUUUUCAGAGGCUUGUACAAGUUAGUUGAAAGAUGAUGACAGUUUUAUUUCAGUGGAAUUUUAUGUUGUUCGUUGGAAACAUUGAUUUUCAGUACACUGCAACUCUGUGCAUUUGGAACAUUACAAAUCUGUCCUAGCUUCCGGUUUAUUGACCACAGCACACAAACGAUGAACAUUCAAACUAUCUAUUCAGGAACCGGGAAUUGAUUGUGUAUAUUAACUCAAAAAUAUUUGAACUGGUGUACAGAACUGUAUCAAUUUCAUGGUGGUUGCCAUGGUUGUCACAAGGAAAAUGUGUAUUGCGAGGGACAGAUUUACCGUGGCGACACCCAUGGAUUUGACAAGGGAACAUGCUGCUAGGAACUUGUUCUUCGUUGGCUCCAAUG